UAGAGAAGUUAUAAUUUAGAAAUGUUUAAUAGCGUUUAAAUGUCCGUCAAAGGACUAGACUUCGACAGGAUCAAGUCCAUUAAGUCACUAUUUCUAUCUUUAUGAUUCUCCAUCAAGAAGUUGCAAUUCAGCAUUGCGGUGGGCGUAGACCAUGUCGCAACUAUUCCCCGUAUCAGUGCCUCAUACCUUUAUGCCAGGCGGUAAUGUUUCUAUGUGCAUUUGCUUGGCUGGCUUCUCUCUUUCAUCGCUCGCUGCUCCAGCAUUUGAACGAAUCGCUAUCGCCGUAGCUGCGGGCUUUGCGGUCAGCAAUUGGGUGCGCGUAAGCAGUUCGUUCGUUGGAGAGUGCCAAUGCGCCUACCGAAAAUAGCUGGGAGUUUCACAGACGGCUAGCAUUUCGGUGACGGCCGAGAGACUCCCUGGGGUGGAUUUUAUCUGGGAAGCUGUCGAUCCUGCGGUUAGGUCCGGCGGCGUUCCCACAGAAACCACGUAAAUCGACCUGCCUCCUUACUUCCACUGUUGGAAGUCCGGGGAAAGAUAGGGAGCACGUUGUUUACACCGCGCGCAUAAUUCUCGUCAAGAUGUGUGCAGGCAGAUACUUGUGUGUUGAAGAUGAAAGGAGUAGCAAAAACAGCGUGUCCAAAUAAAGGAAGAAGUAUGUGUACCGAAGCCUGGAGACCAACUUAUGACCGACAGGAGACUGCCAAAAUGCCAAAGGAGCAGUAUCGGUCGACGGGUGAGACUGUCGAAGUUCGUCAGAUGGCGUUUGGGGUUCAUACACCCGACGAGAUUGGCGCGAUGUCUCAUAUUCGUUGUGUCAACAAAAGUCUCUACAAUCAAGAUCAGUCAAAGGGAAGACAGGCUGCUCCAUUUGGAGUUCUCGAUCCUAAGCUGGGAACCUCAAAUCGAGCCGGCGUUUGUGAGACGUGCGGCAAAGGUUUGACAGAUUGUCUUGGACAUUUUGGCUACAUUGAUCUCGAGUGUCCUGUCUUUCACGCCGGCUUCUUCCGUGAAUGCAUCAAUAUCUUACAGUGUAUCUGCAAAAAUUGCGCCAGUGUCCUACUUUCCAAUGAUGACAAAGCUAAGUUUCGGCAGCGGAUUCUUUCGCGGCAGUUGGACUACGUGGCUAAGAAACAUAUGCAUAAUGAGAUUCUUGACAAAUGCCGUAAGAUGCAAGGCAAAGCCUGCCCACAUUGUACGUACGUGAACGGAUUCGUGAAAAAGGCAGGCAUGCUGAGAAUUAUGCAUGACCGGACGCGCAAUAAGAUUUCUCGCAAAAAAGUUAAAGGAGAGGCUGAGGGUGAUGAUGAAGACAAUGAAAAAAAGUCGGAUGACAAAGAAAUUGAUUCAGUGGAUGCCACCAAAUGUCUCCAGCUGUUUGCGCGCGUUCCGGAGCACGACGUCACUCUGCUUCUGAUGAAUGCUGACAUUGGCCGACCAGAAAAUUUGAUUCAGACUCGGGUUUUAGUUCCACCGCUGUGCAUCCGACCAUCAGUAGCUUCAAGCUUUCGUGCUGGCACGAAUGAGGAUGACCUAACAGUGAAGCUGACUGAAAUGAUCUUCUUGAACGACGUUAUCGAACGCCAUCGACAAACAAAUGCCAAGCCUCAAAUGAUCGUCGAAGACCGGGACUUCCUGCAACUUCAAUUCGCUCUUUACGUCAAUGGCGAAAUGAGUGGUGUUCCACAAAACAUGGCACCAAAACGACCAACCAAGGGCAUUAUUCAGAGGUUGAAGGGAAAGGAAGGUCGCUUUCGCCAAAAUCUGUCAGGCAAACGCGUCGAUUUCUCGGGGCGCACGGUCAUUUCGCCUGAUCCAAAUCUGCACAUCGAUCAGGUUGGCGUACCUGUGCAUAUGGCAAAGAUUCUCACAUUUCCCGAAUUAGUUACCCGUCACAAUUUAGAGCGGAUGCGUCAACUUGUUAAGAACGGCCCUGACGUCCAUCCCGGUGCUAACUUUAUCGAAGGCAGAAACAAGAUUAAGAAGUUCCUCAAGUACGGUAACCGCGAACAGAUCGCUCAAAAUCUUCGUGUUGGAGACACGGUUGAGAGACAUCUGUGCGAUGGGGACGUAGUCCUUUUUAACCGACAGCCGUCAUUACACAAGCUGUCCAUUAUGGCGCACAAAGCAGUUGUUCUACCCCACAGGACGUUGCGAUUUAAUGAGUGCGUUUGCACGCCAUACAAUGCGGAUUUCGAUGGCGACGAAAUGAAUAUUCAUAUGCCACAAACGUACGAGGCGCGUGCUGAGGCUAUAACGCUCAUGAUUACUACGGCAAAUAUCGUUACUCCUCGCAACGGAGAACCACUUAUUGGAGCUAUUCAGGAUUUCAUUACAGGUGGUUAUUUGUUAACACACAAAGACGAGAUGUUUGAUCGCGAUACGGCGUGUCAAUUAAUCAGUCAGUUGAUUGCUGGAAGAGAUUCCGGAACACUUGUGGAACUGCCUCGACCAGCAAUACUCAAGCCGCGCGUCUUGUGGACUGGCAAGCAAAUUUUCAGUCUAAUUCUCAAGCCCUCCAGAGAGAGCAAUGUUCGAAUUAACCUUCGUGCAAAAAACAAGAAAUAUACGAAAAAUGAGGAUAUGUGCGCCAACGAUAAUUACGUAAUCAUACGAAACUCGGAACUUCUAUGCGGACGAAUGGACAAGGGCACUAUGGGCAGCGGAUCAAAGAACUCAAUCUUUUACCUGCUUCUUCGAGACUAUAAUGCCCAACUUGCCGCUGACGCCAUGUGGCGAUUAGCCAGAGUAGCUGCCUACUUUCUCUUGUCAACCAAAGGCUUUUCCAUUGGAAUUGGUGAUGUAACCCCCGGACCUAGUCUGGUAGCGCAGAAGAAGGAACUUGUUCGAGUAGGUUACACAAAAUGCUCAGAGUACAUCCGCAAGUUAGAACAGGGUACAUUGCCUGCUCAGCCUGGUUGUUCUGAAGAACAGACCUUGGAAGCGCUCUGCCUCAAAGAGUUGUCUUCGAUCCGAGAUAAGACUGGAAACAUUUGCACAGAAGAGCUUCACCAAACCUGUUCACCUCUUAUAAUGGCAUUGUGCGGAUCAAAAGGGUCAUUUAUCAACAUCUCCCAGAUGGCUACUUGCGUAGGACAGCAAGCAAUAUCCGGUCACCGUGUGGGUAAUGGCUUCGAAGAUCGAUCGCUCCCACACUUCGAGAGGAAUACGAAGGACCCUGAUGCCCGUGGUUUUGUGGAAGACUCAUUCUUUUCAGGCCUAACUCCAACCGAGUUCUUCUUCCAUACGAUGGCGGGACGGGAAGGUCUUGUUGAUACAGCCGUGAAAACUGCAGAAACAGGAUAUAUGCAACGUCGUCUGAUUAAAUCCCUAGAGGAUAUGAUGUUGCACUAUGACAGCUCCGUGCGUUCAUCAACCGGCGACGUCAUUCAAUUUGAAUAUGGCGCAGACGCUCUCGACCCCGCUAUGAUCGAAGGAAAAGAUAACGUCGUCGAUUUCAACAGAGUUUUAGAGCUGACAAAGGCCCUAUACCGCUGUCCUGACGAAGAAGCUGCUGAGCCAGAGACACUUAUGAAGCUCGCCGAAUCCAUCGUAUCUGAGAAGUGGUCCUCUGGCGAUGUUAAACAGUACUUCAUUGAUCAAGUGUUGCGGUAUAUUAAAGAUAUGACAACUAGCAUAAGUCGUUCGUGGAACAAAUUCGGAAUCACAAAAAACACCCCAGCGAUCUACAAAGAGCCGUGGCGCCAAACCAAAACUCAGCUUAGGGAGUUUCUCAAAACAUGCCAUAAAAAAUACCUUCGAGCUAAGCUGGAACCGGCUACCGCUGUAGGAGCAAUCUGUGCUCAGUCGAUCGGGGAGCCUGCCACUCAAAUGACCCUGAAAACAUUUCACUUUGCCGGUGUGGCUUCAAUGAACAUUACCCAAGGAGUGCCUCGUAUAAAGGAAAUUAUCAACGCAUCGAAAGCUAUUGCUACUCCAAUUAUUACUGCAACUCUGCUCAAUGAAACUGAUUCAGAGUUUGCUCGGUGUGUGAAAGCCCGUGUGGAACAAACAACCCUAGGCGAAAUCUCAGAAUACCUGGAGGAAGUGUAUCUACCACAAGAGGUCUUCGUGCUCAUCAAACUUGCUAUUGACCGUAUCCGACUUCUGCAACUUGAGGUUUCCGCGGAUACAAUUAAGUAUGCGAUUUGUUUAGACAAGAAAAUCAAGGUCAAACCUAAUGACGUUAUCGUUCAAUCGAAUUCUGUUAUCACAAUUCGCGCGUCAAAGACGCCGACAAAUCAGAAUUUGUCGCAUAUUGUACAGGAGUUGAUGGUUCAUUUGCCCCAGGUUGUAGUCAAAGGAGUGGCUACUCGUGCGGUUAUCCAUUGUGACGAUUCAACGCCAGAUCGGCCGAUCUAUAAACUUCUCGUAGAAAGCGAUCGCCUUCUCGAUGUCUUAAGCACAUAUGGUGUUAAACCUGAACGGAGCGGUUGCAACAACAUCCUCGAGGUAUCAAAGGUGCUAGGUAUUGAAGCGGCCCGGCAGCAAAUUAUAACAGAAAUGCGGGAAACGAUGGAGGGACACGGUAUCUCUGUCGACAUGCGCCAUCUAAUGUUACUAGCCGACCUGAUGACUCGAACUGGCGAAGUCGUUGGUAUCACACGGCACGGCCUCGCGAAGAUGAAAGAAAGCGCUUUGAUGCUUGCCUCAUUUGAGAAGACAGCCGAUCAUCUAUUUGACGCCGCUUAUUUUGGACAACAUGACGACGUUACGGGUGUUAGCGAAUGUAUCAUUCUUGGAAAACCGAUGCGUCAAGGCACAGGUUUCUUUAAUCUCGUCCACGAUUUUCCCCGUAAACCACCGGCGCCGGCAAGUCUCAUCUUCGAUAACCCCGAACUCCACACUUCAUUAUUCGUAACAAGUGCGGCAACCUAGUCCUGGAUGAGUAUUCAUAGCGUUCUAUAACCAAGUCAACGUUAAGAGUCAAUUUUUCGGUGGGAAUGUUAUUGCAUGGGGGUUCGGACGUAGAUGCCUUGUAAUGUAAUAUAUACGUGUAAAAGUAAAAGCUGACAUUGUUAGUGUGUAAACGAAAUAUGGUUUAGAUUUGUGUGGAAAGAAGCAUCACACACAUUAACUACAAAAAACGGAAGAAAAGUGCCUAUUGACCCAAACUCUAACAUUGUGUAUUGCAAUCAUUAUUUUAAGCUAGGGUCAUAGAAACCUUCUGUGGCUACGCUUGUGCAUGGAGGGUGAUAAUUUGGUAGUUGUUGUGAUAAUGGUAAUGGUAACUGACAACGACGACGUCGCUAGAAAUUUAAUGCUGAUAUUGAUUCAUGAAUGUUGCAUCUCGGAAACGCAGAGUAAGCAAUUUAAAAAAAUGAGGGAAAAUGCUUCUGUCAGUUCGAUUAAGUACGCGAAUUGAUCAUGUAGUUAUUCUUUGUAAAUUUUUGCUAUGGCUAACUUUACAGCGAUUUAUGUUGAUGUUAGAAUUGUUCGCUAUUGACCGAAUAAAACUACCUCUUUGUAUGUUUUCUUUUAGUUAUAAUACGCUUGUGUUCCAUUUUUGUAUCACUAAAAAUGACUAAGCCAAAGACUGAUUUACAAGAAGCGAUCUACGUCCUCCGUGUAAUAGGAUAGGAUCUUACGCUACAUUCCAUGUAGCCCCAACAUAGCUGGCGGGACUUGGAAAGGGUCUAGAAAUACGAACAAUAUUUAAUGUUUUAAUGUAAGUACUUUGCUUCAUUAGGGGUUGAUUCUAUGCGUGUGCAAAAGGAUCGUUCGGUGCGUUAAUAGUAUCUGCAUUAACAUGUUGUUUGUAGUGUGGUUUUGUUAAAACAACUGCCCAUUGUCGAAGGCUUGUACUCUUGUGAUAAAAUUUAUCAACCGGUCACAGAUCCGUGUGAAUGACUUAGUAGAUUACUUAAAAAAAAUUUAAUUUUGCGAGCAGUAAUCCUUUGGGUUGACCUUGUGCUACUGACCAUUUAGUAGGCUUUCUACUUACAAGACAAAGAGCCCACAGUAAUAAACAAUAACAAUACCCCUACAGUUGAAAAAGAGCUGGCACGGCAAUUGUAAAGACACUAUUAUUACAGACACAUAAUAUCUUGGUACUGAAAUGGCCUCGCUAUCGUUAAUAUUGAACCUCUCUAAUACUCUAUGUCAAUAACAGUACUUGGUUCCUUCUUGUUCUGUUUCCCACUGUUUGCGAUUGGUGAAUUGUCGUCCGACUGAGAGAAGCCUCGUACCUAAUGGGGUUGCCCUCUAUUCUCUACCGUCGUGUUACACAGGUUGUAUCAGCAACUUUAGGAAAAAGAUAUUAUUUCAGUUUUCUAAGUCAAAUUUAGAGGGAAUAAUUAUCGACUAGAGUUGUUGUGUCAUACAUUACUAUAAAGUGAAUAUUCAAAAAGUUGUGUGUAUGUCAUGAAAUAUAGCUACAGCUGUGUACUAGUUAGCAGGCUGUAAGCGCUGCAAGGUUGGAUUUUGGAUUAUGACAAAUUAGUUAAUUAAUGGUAUCCAUUAGCUUGCGUAGUUUAUACGCGCAUUCCGUUCAUUUUCGGGGAUUUCAUUAUGUAUUUUGUGGCGUGUCAUGGUACUCACAUCCACUUAUUGCAGACGAUCCACUUAUAUCGCGUACAAGAUUGUAAAUUCGCAAGAUGCAUAAACUUUAGAUAUGCUCUAGUGAAAUCGGUCAUUGCAGAGGUCACGACUUUGCAACUUAGAGUGAUUCUGGACGAAUUUUGAUGUUUUGUUUUAUUACAGGAAAUACUGUCUGUGCGUAAAUUCAAAGUCCUAUUUUCAAAAUGUAUAAUACAUAAAUCAAAAUACAUAUUAAAGAUUUUGUUUUCAAAAAGAAAGCCAAAGCUGCUUUUCUGGUUUAAUCCAUCCUAAAAUAAAAGAAACACCUAUCCCGAAAUCUGUCGAAGAAACGUCGACACGCUGUUGGAUUGAUUAUUGGACGAUCUACUUUUUGUUAGAUACUUAAAAGCGUUUAUUUUGAACGAUGCGACUCUUCCUAGGCUCGUUAUUAGGUAAUCGCGCAGGCUGUUCAUUCCACGACAUAUUAAAUACAAUUGUUGUACACGGUUGCCUCGUGGUAGAAUAUCCAGUAGUUACCUAAUGACUUUACAGAAUGGCCAAAUUGGUUUAACUCGUAACUUGUCUGACGUGUUGCUGCUGAUUUCGCGGGUUUCAUUUAUUUGUCCCCCAUGCCUUCUGUUUUCAUUAUUACUAAUAUUACUACGAACCCUAUAAUAUAAAAUAAUAAUAAAAGAAACCGAAGUUGCAUAAAUCAAAAUACUUGCCGAGAGCU
This is a messenger RNA of Varroa destructor (honeybee mite), 7249 nucleotides long. RefSeq names its product RNA polymerase III subunit A (gene Polr3A). The record is from RefSeq and is a predicted model, not a curated record. Gene Ontology annotation, molecular function: DNA binding; DNA-directed RNA polymerase activity. Gene Ontology annotation, biological process: DNA-templated transcription. Lineage: Eukaryota; Metazoa; Arthropoda; Arachnida; Mesostigmata; Varroidae.